Notolabrus celidotus (New Zealand spotty) is the source of this 19215-nucleotide messenger RNA. It is a transcript of the gene adgrv1, whose product is annotated as adhesion G protein-coupled receptor V1. The coding region runs from base 232 to 18873 and encodes 6213 amino acids. The transcript has 95 exons. Gene Ontology annotation, molecular function: G protein-coupled receptor activity. Lineage: Eukaryota; Metazoa; Chordata; Actinopteri; Labriformes; Labridae. The record is from RefSeq and is a predicted model, not a curated record. Gene Ontology annotation, biological process: cell communication; negative regulation of adenylate cyclase activity; cell surface receptor signaling pathway. Gene Ontology annotation, cellular component: membrane.
UUGACAGGCGCGCUUCAGUCCUUGAUGUAAACCGAGGACCUACAAACUGCAGGAGAGAAAACAGGAGGCUGGAAUUAAAAACAAAAUAAACAACAGAAAAUUAUGCUGAUGGUGCCUGCUGUUUGAAAGGAGAGGACGCAGAAGACCCUUGGAACAAGUAUCGAUGUUAUCCUCAGUGAUAGAUACAUACAAGUGAUUAUUCUUGGACAGGGGCUACGCAAGGUGUCAGGAAUGCUCCCUGUCCUCCUGCUAGCUGGGUUGAUUCUGGCUCUGUCCAUCCCUGGCAUAACGUCUGAGUCAGCAACGCUGCGGUUCCUGGGGCAGACAGACUUUGUUGUCAACGAGAGCAGCACAGCUGUAGUCCGUCUGGUUGUGGAGAGAGUGGGAGACCCGGUCAAUGUGACGGCUUUGGUUCUGCUAGAGGGAGUCGACACAGGAGACUUUGAAGCUGUUAAUGCUGCAGCUUUCCUGCUGUCCACUGAGUCCAGCAAGACCAUCUUCAUCGCAGUGAAAGAUGACGACUUGCCUGAAGCAGAUGAGACGUUUACCUUCAACCUUACACUACAGAGCUCCUCUAACGGUGUGACGCUGGGAACGCCAAACAAGGCAACCAUCACCAUUCUGUCCAAUGACAAUGCCUUUGGAAUUAUUGCCUUCAACUCUACUGAGGAGAUUGUCGUGGAUGAGCCAAGAGGAAGGAACCAUUAUGUGCCUUUCACCCUAAUUAGAGAAAAGGGAACAUACGGGACUGUGACUGUAAACUAUGAGAUUUUUGAUGGACCGAACCCUGCCUUUGAGGACCUCAGUCCAGACAGAGGGAACAUCACCAUUCCUGUAGGACAGUCUGUGGUUCAGUUUAUUGUCCUCAUACAGGAUGACCAGAUCCCAGAGGAUGACGAAGUGUUCACAGUCCGGCUAACAGAUGUUGCUGGUGGAGCUCUCCUUAAGCCCAACGCCAGCAGUGUCCAGCUGAGAAUCCGGCGUAAUGACAGCCCACUGCGUUUCUCCCACUCCAUCGUGGCAGUACAAGAAUCUGCUGGAGUCAUCGCCCUCAAUGUAACACGUGGUCAGUUGACUGAGGAUGGGCCACUUGUCGGCUCUGUUGACACUGAGGUCUCUGUAGAUUACAUGGUGGUGAGCGGUGAAGCAUUGGGCAGCGCCACACCAGGCGUGGAUUUCCUCGACCUCCAGCCAGUGAAGACAAUUACAUUCCCUCCAUUUGUCUACAAGACCAGCUUGCUGUUCAACAUCAGAGAUGAUGACGUGCCAGAAAUUGCAGAAUCCUUCCAUGUGGUCCUGCUGGAGGAGACCAUCAAAGGAGAUGCCGUGUUGGCUUCACCCAAUGCUGUGCUUGUAACCAUCGAGCCCAAUGACAAACCUUAUGGUGUCUUGUCAAUCAGCAGCAGCGCCGUCAUACAGCCAAUUACUAUCAACGAAGACCUGACACAGAGAUUUGAAGGCAUUAUUAUUGUAAGAAAUGGAGGCAGCUAUGGUGCUGUGUCUGCCAACUGGUCCAUCAGCAGAAACUCCAGUGACCUCUCCCCAGUGUCUGAUGAUCUGAGUCCCGAAGAGGGAACAGUGAGAUUUGCUGCUGGUCAGGUGAUGGCUGUUAUUCCAAUAAACAUUGUGGCAGAUGAUCUACCUGAAGAAGCAGAGGCUUUUACUCUCAAGCUGCUACCUAAUACUGUAACUGGAAACGCAGAGGUGGAUGAACCCAUGGAGGUUGUGUUCUACAUUCAGGACAGUGAUGAUGUCUAUGGGCUCUUUAGGAUUGACCCUACCAAAGAGCAAACCAUCCAGAGCCAACCAGAGGGACGUUUCUUGUCACUACAUUUCCGGCGAGAAGGUGGUACCCUGGGAGAUGUGACCAUGAGUCUCACGGCUCUCUACAUUCCCUCAGGCCCGAUAGACCCAGCACUUGCCCGUGACCAGGUUCUGAAUGUUAGCAGGACCAUUAAUGUGGUGUUUGCCCGUGAGAGGAUGGCACAUGUUGUUCUGCCCAUCAGGAAUGAUGCCUUUCUGCAGAAUGGAGCUCAUUUCUUAAUACAGUUGAAUUCACUGGAGCUGAUCGACAUCAAACCUUCAAUUGCUUCAAACAGUCCAAGGUUUGGGGGACCUUUAAACCUCACCUUGACAGUCACCCCUGACAUUGCCAACGGGGAGAUUGGCUUUACAAGUAACACCCCAUUGGUGGUUUAUGAACCAGAGGACGGAAAUACCAGCACAGUAAGCAUCCCUCUUCGGCGUGAUGGGACAGAUGGUCAGGCUGAAGUUUUCUGGAGUCUUCAGCCCACUGGAAGCAGUCGUGAGGAUAUAUCAGCUGAAGACCUGAGACCUCUAAGUGGCUCCGAAAUCUUUCUCUCAGGGCAGAGUGAUGCUUCCAUCAACGUCACUAUCAUGGCUGAUGAUAUCCCAGAAGUUAAUGAGACCUUACUGCUCACUCUGGAUAGGAGUAAUGUUGAAAACCAGAUCCUGAAAGCCGGCUUCACCAGUAGAGAGAUAGUCAUCAUGGAGAAUGAUGAUCCUGGAGGGGUGUUUGAGUUCUCCCAACUCUCCAGAGGUCCAUGGGUCAUCAAUGAGGGUGAAGCUGUGGAGCUGCACGUGGUCAGAGCUCAGGGACAGCUGCUGAAACAGCUGGUUCGAUAUACUGUCAUGCCCUCGGGCAGCAGUGAAUUCUACGGUGCCACAGGCAUUCUGGAGUUCAAACCGGGGGAGAGAGAGGUGGUUGUGGCGCUUGUAGCAAGGCCUGAUGGUGUGCCUGAGCUGGACGAAACUUUCUCUGUGGUACUAAGUAGCCACAGCACUCCACCCAGUCGCCUAGGCAACCACAAGGAGGUUAACAUCACAGUGCGAAAGAACGACGACCCCUUUGGCAUCAUUGAAUUCAUCCAACCAGGACUGACGGUGGCCAUCAAUGAGAGUAAAGGGGACGAGAUGCACAAGGCUGUGUAUCUUGUGGUGAGGAACAGAGGUCACUUCAGGGAAGUGUCAGUUUCCUGGGUCUUGGAGCCGGCACUGUCAGAAGACGUAAGCCCCAUCCAGGGAAAUAUAACCUUCAUGGAGGGGGAGUACCUCAAAAACCUCACUCUCUUCUCUGUUCCUGAUGAGAUCCCUGAGGAGAUGGAGAAUUUCACCAUCACAUUGAUGAAUGCCACUGGUGGUGCUAGACUGGGAAACAAACUCAGUGUAAAUUUACACAUUAACGAGAAUGAUGACCCAAUUUACUUUUCUGAACCUGUGGUUGUGCGGCUCCAGGAAGGUGGCAUAGCCAACUUCACCAUUCUGAGGGCAGGAAAAACAGACUUUGUUGCCACAGUUAUGUAUCGUGUGGAGUACGGUGAUGCAUCUCCAGGUGACCUCACCAUGUUGAGUAAUGACACAUUGUUGGUGUAUGACAUCGGUGAAUGGAUGAAGAACAUCUCCGUGGCUGUAGAAGAUGAUGACAUACCCGAAACUGAUGAGCCCUUUUACAUUGUUCUUUACAAUGCUACCGGUGAUGCUGUUGUGUAUGGAGCAGACAAAGCUACUGUGGUGAUUGAGGCUAAUGAUGAUGCCAAUGGGAUUUUCUCUUUGGAUGCUACAGAGAAACCUGUAGAAGAAGGCAGAACUAAUAAUUUUAAUGUCCUGCGUGCCAGAGGUCAUUUUGGUAACGUCACAGUCUUCUGGCAGCUGUUUGCAAAUGACUCAGAGACCCCUCUGGAGGAGAACCAGGAGUUUACCAACACUUCAGGCUUCAUCACCUUCACUACAGGCGAAGAGAUCAAACCUAUAGUUCUGGAAGCAAUCUCAGAUAAGCUUCCAGAGUUCAUUGAGUUCUACAUCCUCAGGCUGGUUAAUAUCUCAGGUGGUCAUCCUGGAGAAGGUGGAAAACUUGCAGACACAUCCCUGAAUGCCUCGGUCCUCAUCCCUUUCAAUGACGACCCUUUUGGUGUCUUCGCGAUCGCCGACAGCAACCUGGACCAAGAAGUAGCUGAAGAUGUACUCUCAGAAGAUGAUGUGGCCGAUGUUGCUUCCUUCACCAUCCUCCGCCAGCAGGGCACUUUUGGUGACGUGCGGGUUGCCUGGGAGAUUGUUUCUGGCCGAUUCCCAGAGGGCCUCCCUCUGAUGGAUGACCUGCUCCUUCUAGCUUCCUUCCCGGAUGAGGUUGAGCUCAGGCCUCAUGCCAGGCGACACCACUCUGCCACGGACACGUGGUUUUUCUCUGGACUCCCUGGAGCUUAUGGGGCCAUCUCCCCUGAAGAUGUGCCUGCUGCUGUUGCCAAUUUCACCUUCUCUGCUUGGCUUGUGCCCACCCCAAACACUGACGGCUUUAUAUUCAGCAAAGGAACAAGGAAUGGGACCUUGUAUUGCGGAGUGAAGGUCCAAACCAAUGAGUCUCAUGUCACUGUGAUGCUGUACUACACUGCGAUAGGAUCACACAACCCACAGGUGGCUCGAGCCUCUGCUGAGAAAUUCUUAGAGAACAACACUUGGUUACACAUCAUCGUCACUGUUGAUGAUGGGAUUGUUGAGUUCUUUCUGGAUGGGAUCUCUAUACCUGGAGGACUCAGGAGCAUCAAAGGAGAGGGCAUCGAUGACGGACCUGCAUCAAUGAUUAUUGGGUCAGACCUUGAGGGCGAACAGCGAUAUACAGGCCUUCUUCAGGACGUCCGCUUGUACAGAAUAAAGCUGAACCGCAGCCACAUCCAUGAGCUUCACACCCAGCCUGCUAAAACAGACCUGCGCAACAUUUCAGGUUACCUGCGCUACCGGCAAGAGGAGAGGCAGAAGUCGUUUGUGGUGGAGGUCAGGGAUGAUAAUGAGGAGGAGGGAGAGGAGGUGUUCUAUCUACAGUUGGUUGCUGUUCAUGGUGGAGCACGCCUCCCUCUCCCCAGACCCACUGCUAUACUGCGUGUCAUGAAGAGUGACAAUGCCAACGGGCUUUUUGGUUUCACUGGUGCCUGCAUACCUGAUACCACUGAAGAGGGCUCAACUAUAUCCUGUGUGAUUGAGCGUGUGCGGGGAUCUCUGGACCAUGUUUAUGUCAACUACAGUGUUAACCAACUGGACAGUUUGGACAGUGAGACACCUGCCCAUCAGGAUUUUGUAAAUGCCACUGGAGCUGUGCUUUUUGUGCAUGGACAGCGCUCUGAGGUGUUGAACCUGUUGGUGUUGGAUGAUAACCUCCCAGAGCUGGCAGAGUCCUUUCAGAUCACUCUAGUGUCAGCAGAAUCCGGUGAUGGGAAGCCUGGCUCUACACCCACCAGCGGUGCAAGCAUCGACCCAAAUAACUCCAUCAACACUGUCACUGUCACAGCUAGUGAUCACCCCUAUGGACUGCUGCAGUUUCAGCCCAGCCCUCCAGGAGAGGGACUUAUCUCUCCAGCGAUGGAACCUGCUCACAUAACUGUUAACGAAGAAGACGGAGAAGUACGGCUGCCGGUAGCCAGGGCCCAAGGCCUUUUAGGAAGGAUCAUGGUAGGAUACAGGACAACCCCCUUUACAGCAUCCAGCCCUGAAGACUAUGAGGACUCAGAUGGUGUGCUGGACUUUCUUCCAGGGGAAAGGUUGAAGUUCAUCACUGUCACCAUCGUUGAUAACCCUGUCCCUGAGCUGGAUAAGAUUUUUAGAGUGGAGCUCUACAAUACUGAGGGUGGAGUGGAUCAGUUUCUGCUUAGUGAAGGGAGUGGUAGUGGUGAGAGUGACUCUGACCUCCUCCUUCCAUCCUAUUACCACCAUGGUAACUUGGGAGUAGCGUCCCGGAUCACGGUGACCAUUGCGGCUUCUGAUGAUGCCCAUGGAGUGUUUCAGUUCAGUCCUGAAUCCCUGUCUGUAAGUGGGACAGAACCAGAGGAUGGACGCAGCUCAGUGGUUCUGCAGGUAAAUCGGACCUUUGGUGACCUCUCCAAUGUCACCGUUUACUGGGAGGCUGAUCCCAGCUCUGAGGGGGAGCUCCUCAGCAGGUUUGGGAACAUCACAUUUGGAGUCGGUCAGACUUCAGAGAACAUCAUCAUCAAUGUGGCCGAGGAUGAGAUCCCUGAGCUGGACAAGAGUUUCACUGUGUCCUUGGUUAAUGUCUCCCAUGGUCGUCUGGGUGUUGACACAUCUGCAACUCUGACUGUGUUUGCCAGUGAUGACCCUUAUGGUGUCUUUAUAUUUGCAAACGAAACAAGGUCUCUCCGACUCCCUGAAGCCGACUCAACUGUCUCCCUCACCAUACAGCGGCAGAGAGGCCUGAUGGGUCAGGUUCGAGUGACUUAUGGAACACUUAAUGAGGCACAACCAGAACCUUUCAGGACCCCUGGAGUGGGCCGAGCAACAGAGGGGCAGGAUUUUGUCCCCCUCCUGGAUUCUGUCCUGUUCUUGGCCAAUCAGAGUGAAGCAAACAUAACUCUUCAAGUUCUGGAUGAUGAAGAUCCUGAAAGAGACGAGUCAGUCUUUGUGAAGUUGAUCAAUGUCCAGCUUAUCAGAGGAGAGCAGGAGAGAUCUGUUUUCAAUUCCCCCGCUCUGGGACCCCGCCUAGACACUGUAGCACAGGUGAUCGUGGAGGCGAGCGACGAUGCUUUUGGAGUCCUUCAGCUGUCGGCUCCUGCUGUCAGUGUAGCUGAGCACUAUGUUGGACCCAUCAUAAAUGUUACGCGUGUUGGAGGGAUUUUUGCAGAUGUAUCUGUCAAGUUCAGAGCAGUGCCUUUGACUGCCAGAGUCAGUGAAGACUACAGCGUGGCCUCCACUGAUGUGGUCCUCCUUGAAGGGGAGUCCAGUAAAUCUGUACCCAUCUAUGUUAUCAAUGAUAUGGUCCCUGAGCUAGAAGAGACAUUUCUUAUUGAGUUGAUCAACCAGACAACUGGAGGAGCACUGUUAGGGGAGCUAACCCGUGCCAUCAUCACCAUACUGCCCUCGGAUGACCCUUUUGGUGCCUUUGUCUUCCAAGAUGUUCCAGUUACCAUAGAGGAACCAGGAUCUGGCUCUGUAGAGGUCAUGCUGCCUAUUGUGCGUAACGCUGGUACUAUUGGCACAGUGGUAGUCCAAUGGCAAGCCACUGUGAAUGGUAAGCUGGCAAAAGGGGACAUCAGACCCUCAUUAGGGGAGGUGAGAUUUGCUCCUGGGGAGACCAUGAAGACACUGCGAGUAGAGAUUCUAGCUGACGAUGUACCUGAAAUCACAGAGAUAAUUAAGGUGGAGCUUACCCGUGCCAGUAAUGGAGGAAACCUUGGAGCUGAUACAUCUGUCGACAUAAUUGUGCCUGCCAAUGACAACCCAUAUGGGACUGUGUUCUUUGAGCAAUCUGUUUACCGUGUUCAGGAGCCCCUUGAGGGAGUUUACAGAGCCAAUGUUACUGUCCGCAGGAGAGGCGGUCACUUUGGUCGCUUGGAGAUUGUGUACAGCACCUCUGAGAUUGACAUUGUGGGCUUGGCUCAGGAGGAUAACCAAAACCUGCUGAUGUUUUAUGAUCUCCCAAAACCAGGCGCCCCUCCCUCAACCGCCCCUCUUAGGAAAGUUAAUGUAACUGGUCAGAGCGAUCCCCUGGCUGUGUGUGCUGCUGCUUGUCUGAGAGAACGUGCCUGCCAGGCCUUUUCUUUGUCAUCAGGAGUGACCCCACCAGCAUGCACCUGGGUGACUUCAGGGGCUGACCUGCUGACCUCUAACUCUCAGGUUAUGACUUAUGUAAAAAAUGCCACAGCAGCUGCAGUCCUGUUCAGUGCUCAGGCCGAAGCAGGGAGCGACUAUUCUCCUGUGACAGCUCAAAGUGCCUUCAUGGACGAUGGGUCAGGGAUUGCCAACCUCUCUGUCCCAAUCUUGACCGAUAAAUUUCCAGAAAUGGAUGAGAGCUUUAACAUUCAGAUCUUAAAGGUAGAGCUGAUCAAUCUGACUGUUGCACCAAAGAACCUGCCCUCGAUUGGCCAGCCAGACAAAGCUGUGGUAACAAUUGGGAUGAAUGGAGAUGCAUUUGGAGUAUUUUUGAUAUACAGCCUCAGUCCUAGCGCCAUGGACGACGGGCUCUACCUGGAGGUUCGUGAAGAGCCUGGGGUUGUGGUGCCCCUGGUCAUAGAGAGGAGAGGAGGGAAUUUGGGCUCUGUCACUGUAGAGUGGAGGUUUGUUGGAGGAAAGGCCACACCAGACGCUGACUUCACUGGGACAGGAGGGACUCUGGUCUUUGCGACAGGUGAUCUAAAGAAGACAAUAGAGAUAAUAAUCAAAGAUGAUAUUGUGCCUGAGGACAACGAGAGCCUCCUGAUUGGGCUCGUCAGUACAAAGGGAGGAAGUCGAAUCCUUCCCAGUUCUGACACCGUAACCAUAGUGAUAUUGGCAAAUGAUAACGUGGCUGGGAUAGUUGGAUUCCAUCCCUCUUCACGCUCUGUCAUUGCCAGAGAAGGUGAGACGCUAUCCUUAUUGGUGUUGAGAACAGCUCCAGGCUUGGGUAACGUCACUGUGGACUGGUCUGUAGAGGGACCCCGAGUAGACCGGACUUUCACCCAAACAUCAGGGACACUUUUCUUUACUGAGGGAAAACUAAAUGACACCAUAGUCCUGCAGCUUCUUGAUGACGCUACACCAGAGGAUAAAGAUGAAUACAAAGUUUCCUUGUUCGCUCUACAAACCUUUGGUGUUGUGGUGACAGGUCACGCCGCUCUGGACAUUCAGGGCAGUGAGGCAGUGAUUUCCGUGGACACCAGUGAUGAGCCCUAUGGGCUUCUGACAAUUGCCCCCUCAUCCCUGAAGGUGACCACAGAGGAACAGGACCAAACUGUUAACAUCUAUGUCAAUAGAGAGUUUGGAGCCUCAGGAGCGGUGAACAUCACCUAUGAGGUUAUAAGAGGUUCUCUUCAAGACCUGUCCCAGGUAGAGGGUGCUCUUGCUGACCCAGGACAAGAUUUCAUCUCUGGUACUGGUUCUGUACUCCUUCAGGAUGGGCAGACUUCUGUUGCCAUCCCUGUCACCAUACUGGAGGAUGACAUUCCAGAGCUGCAGGAGUUCUUCCUGGUCAACGUAACAUCAGCAGUGCUUAUCUCAACCCUUGCCACUAUUCCACAACUAGAUACCCAGGGUUUGGUGGCAGAGGUUGUCAUUGCUGCCAAUGAUGGGAUAAGAGGAGUCAUUGAAUGGACAAACACCAUGUUUGCAGUGAAUGAAACAAUGGGAACCUUUACUCUAGUGGCCUACAGAAACAAGGGGACAUAUGGAAAUGUCUCUCUUUUCUUCUACACUCAGAACCUGGAAGCACAACAAGGACUGGACUACAAUACCAGUGAAACGAUGCUCCAUUUUAUCGAUGGGGAAAGGUACAAGUUUAUAGAAGUGCAGAUUAUUGAUGACAACAUUCCAGAGGGAGCUGAGAGAUUCCAGCUCAUCCUGUCUGAGCCUUCUCCUGGGCUGGAGCUGGGAACCAAUACAACAGCAACUGUGAACAUCCUUGCCAGUGACGAUGGACAUGGUGUCAUUUCUUUUAACACCAGCAAGCAUUUCUUACUGAAGGAGCCCACUUCUGUGUCUGGCCUCAGUGAGAGUGUGGCCACCCUGUACGUGGUUCGAAACCCAGAGGAAGGCACGUUUGGCUCCGUCACUGUACAAUUUACCAUCACUGAUGCCAACGGCAGUCUGGCAGUGGGUGAUUUGAUGCCAGCUCAAGGAUUUGUGGUCCUGGAGGAUGGAGUCAGAUUUAAGAUGCUGGAGAUCUGGGCCCUGCUUGAUGCUGAGCCUGAAGUGAAUGAAACCUUCACGGUGACCCUGUCUAACCCAACAGGAGGUGCAAGGCUGGGCGACCAACUCCAAAUGCUAAUCACUGUCCUGGAGAACUUGGCUCCCUCUGGCUUGUUCCGCAUCGGACCCACUAUCAACAGAACCAACACAGAAGUGAUUGCUGAGGAAGGUGGCAGAGCAGUCUUCCUCACUGUGUCUCGCAGUAAUGGUCUGGAGUCAGCUGUCAGUGUGGAAUGGGAGACAGUGUCUGACACAGCUAUUGCCUCUGAGGGCCUCCUCCCAGUGAUGGGUGUGUACCAGAGCUUUGAGGAUAUUUCCACCUCUGCUUGGUGCUCACUUCCUCAGGGGGUUUCGCCCCUAGCUAUGAGGCUAGAUAAGAGGCCCAUGGUUGGCUCCUCCCACACUUUGGCCACUCUGUACAGGUGGCAGGGUGUCUUUGUGCCAGUAGAGUCUAUCAGGAUUCAGGAGCCAAGCUCCUGUGUUGGGUUUGCAGUAAAUGGAUCUACCUAUAUUGGCAUCACACACAGUGGCCCUCCCUUCUCCCCUGCUGCCAACCUCAGCAUUUUUAAAUUGCACAGGGACCUUAAUGUCACAUUGGAACAAACUUUGGGUAUAGAAGCUCUGGAUGUUAAACAUUUCUCAACUGAAGGCAAGGAUUAUCUAAUAGCAUCAAGCCAGAUUUUUGUUUGGACUGGGGGCUCCUUCACCCUCCUCCAAACUGUUGACUUCGAACAGAACAUCCUCAGUGUUACUCCUUUCACUCGAGCAGCUGUUCCUCACCUGUUGGUGUGUUUAGACAGACAGACUGUCAGCUGCCUCCUGCUGCAAUGGACCAAUGGAAGAUUUCAGAAUCCACAGCCUCUCCAGCUCAACGGCAGGGCCAUUCAGGUGGAGACAAUCAACACAAGAUCAGGGGACACUGUGCUCUUGGUUCUAAUCGAAGGUCCUUCUUCGACAUGUGAGGUGUUACAGUGGAGCUCGGGACAGCCUUCACCUCAGCUAUUUCAGUCCAUUCCUCACCCAGGCCUCACAUCUAUUCACCCAUUUACAACACCAUCUGGGAUCACGUACGUCCUACUAGCUGGAAGAAAUGGCUCAUCACUCUACUCCUGGAGAUCUGAUGUCAAUCUUCUUGCCAUGAUCCUGAGGGUUCCUCCAGCCAUUAACUUCUUAUCUCUUGUGGUCCCAUCCCUUAACAGCACCAUGACCCUCUUGGCUUCUUCUGAGGAGAAUAGCACCACUGUUUAUGAAUUCACAUUAGUCUCCAAUAUGUCCGAUUUCAUACCCAGUUUUGGGGAGUUGCACUUUGCACCAGGUGACAGCGAGCUGGAGAUAGCAGUUAACAUCAUAGAUGAUGACAUCCCUGAGGAGCAGGAGCACUUCCAGAUCAGCCUGAAGAAUCCAAAGGGCGGGGCUGAGAUUGGAUUUGGUGGUCAAGUGACUGUCAUAGUCCCAUCCAACGAUGAUGCCCAUGGAGUCAUCGGCUUCGCUCAGAAUUCUCUAUCUGUAGAGGUGGAGGAGCUGGAGCAAAAUGAUCAGAUUUCUCUCAGUGUGGAAAGGAAGAGAGGGACUUUUGGCAGGCUGACGGUUCACUGGGCUGCCUCUGGCAGUCUGGCAGACAUUUACCCCACUUCAGGAGUAGUCACGUUUUCAGAGAGCCAAUCAGAGGCCAUCAUCUCACUGACUGUGCUGGCAGAUGGUGUCCCAGAGCUGAGGGAGACUGUCACUAUCACCCUCAUGGAUGUCACCACUGUGGGGCUGCAGGACCUUACACAGGCGGCAGUCAUUGACAAGCAGCGGGCUCAAGCUCUUCUCACUAUCCUACCAAAUGGUUCUCCCUACGGGGUGUUUGGAUGGCAUCUGGACUCACAGUUUACACUCACAAAAGAACCACAGAGGCUUCCAGUCAAUGUGACCCUCUCCAUAGUGAGGGAGCAGGGCUCCUCCGGGGAGGUGGCAGUCCACUACCAGACCAGGCCGGCCCUGUACCAGCCUCUCUCCAACCAGGCAACUGCAGGAGAGGAUUACAUCUCCAAAGACAACACUGUCAUCAUGAUCAGUGGUGCUACAGUGGCUGUUGUCUCUAUCACAAUCCUACUGGACGACAUCCCAGAGCUUGCAGAGAGUUUCCUGGUAAAUAUCACCAGUGUGGAGCUGGUAGGUGGUUCAGUGGGUGCUGGGCAGCCCAGCCUGAAGAGGCCUGGUAUGGAAAUAGCCGAGGUUACUAUCCAAGAGAAUGAUGACCCUCGAGGGAUUCUCCAGUUUAAUGUUUCUGAGGAUAUCACUGGAGUUGUGCAAGCGUAUGAGAUACCACCACCAGACAACAUCCUCUAUCUGCCAGUUGUGCGACUUGCUGGAACAACUGGAAGACUGGUCAUGUACUGGGAAGCUCAGCCAAUCACUGCUGAUUUUAGUGAUUUCAGUCCGUCAUCUGGGAACAUCACCUUUCAAGAUGGACAGAAAGAGGCCAAGAUUGCUGUCACCAUUUUUGAUGAUGAACUGGUGGAGACUGCAGAGACCCUCAGAGUGAAUUUACUGCGUGUGAUUGGUGGUGCUCGACUGGGAGAAGUGACCUCUGUGACUAUCAGCAUUCCGCCCAAUGACUCACCUCUGGGACGGUUUGGAUUUCAGGAACUGGAGGUUACUGUCAGUGAGCCUGAAUUUGAGGACGAUCCUGAAGCUGUGGUGACACUAGCAGUGUUGCGUAGUGUGGGAGGUGAAGGGGCAGUGACACUGAGAUGGCAGCUGGAAGACCAAGCUAAGGAUGACCUCUCACCUUUAAAUGGAACUGUUGUAUUCACUGAGAACGACUCAAUGAAGACGUUUGAGAUCAGAGCCCUCGCUGACAGUGUACUGGAAGGAGAUGAGCAUUUCACCGUCCAGCUGUUCCCCGCUGCAAGUGGUGCUGUCAUUGACCCCUUAAAUGGAGUGGCCACCAUCACUAUCAGGGCAGACAAGGCUGCUCUGGGUAUUAUCGGAAUAGCAGAGUCCUCCCGGAACAUCCUAAUCGGAGAACCUCAGGGAGAUUACAACGGCAGUGCUGUGGUCAGCCUUGUAAGAGGGCCAGGUGUAUAUGGAGAGGUCGAGGUGUAUUGGAAUAUCACUCCAGCUGUGGUUUCUGAGUUUGAAGCAAUCUCUGGCACUGUGACGUUUAGAGACAGGCAAUCUGUUGCCACAAUUAUUCUGAAGGCCCUGGAUGAUGACCUUCCUGAAGAGAGUUCUGAGUACCAGCUCACCCUCACAUCUGCCACCUCUGGACUAGAAAUCAGUCCCAUGGCCAAGCAUGCCAAAAUUAUCAUGACAGCCAGUGACAAUCCCUAUGGCCUGUUCUCCUUCAUCCAGCAUCAGAUCAGGGCAACUGAGGAGGAGGGAAGGGUAAAUGUGACAGUUGGUCGCCUCUUAGGCAGUCUGGGCAGUGUUUGGGUGACCUAUCAGACCUCAGGUAACACAGCAGUCAGUGGAGAGGACUUUGUUCCAGCCUCAGGACGACUCCUCUUUACCCCAGGCCAAACUACACAAGAAGUCACACUGCAGAUCCAGGAUGACAGUCUUCCAGAGGGGCCUGAGAUGUUCUUCCUUAACAUUACUGAUGUAGAGUUAGUCAACGACAGUGUUGUGGACUACACAAUGAGGGAGUCGGGUCUCCAGCAGGACCAGCCCCCGCUUAUAGGCAACAUUUUCACCGUCACUGUGGUCAUACUGAAGAAUGACAAUGCUGAGGGUAUCAUUGAGUUCAGGCAGGAGCAUGCCAACAUCACAGUUGAGGAGGAUGUGGGCACUCUGUUGAUCCCAGUGGUGAGGCGGGUGGGCACAUAUGGAGUGGUCUCAGCUCAGUUCAUUUCCAGAGGCCUGAGUGCAACAAAUGACCUCGACUUCAUCCUAAAUAAUGGAUCACUGACGUUUGAAAAUGGCCAAAAUACCAGCUACAUUAAUGUCACGAUUAUAGAUGACAUGGACAGUGAGCAUGCAGAGAUAUUUGAGGUCCAUCUGGUUGGAGCUACAGGAGGAGCAGUUCUUGGCGCUCAACAAGUUGCCAGGGUAACAAUUGCCAAGAGUGACUCUCCGAGUGGUGUGGUCCGUUUUCUCAACGAGAGCCUAAUUACGGUGGUCAACCCCAACUCCACCCUCAGACUCAGUCUUGUUUUGGAGAGAGCAGGAGGCCUGGUGGGCAAUGCAACGGUAGCUUGGAUCAUCCUCGGCCCUAACAGCAGAGAGGCCCUUACACCAUCCAACACAGACAUAAGAGAGCCUGUAAACGGCUCCUUCUUGUUCAGGGAUGGAGAGGAAGGCACACGCAGCAUAGAGCUAAAGAUUCUCCCCCAUGGGGAAGUUGAAGUGGAGGAAACAUUUGUCAUAGAGCUCAGUGUCCUGUCAGGAGAGGUGGAUGUGGAUUCUCAGGCUGGUUCUGUAACACUAAAGAUCGAGAAGUUUGGUGAUCCAAAUGGUAUAGUCCAGUUUACUCCAGAUGAUCUUGAUGAGCAUGUCUACAAUGAAUCCACAGAAGCAGAGGAUCCUGUUAAUAUUUCACUGUUGGUUAUACGCAGGGAGGGUGUCAUGGGUAACAUCACGGUGCAUUGGCAGAUACUGAGUGACUCAGAUAUGACUGGUGACUUCUUAGCCUUAGCUGGCUCAGUGAUGAUUUUUGAAGGCCAGAGGGAGGCUGAAAUUGUCCUCAGUCUUUUGCCCGAUACAGUGCCAGAGCUGGAAGAGCUCUUCACUGUCCAGCUCACAGCUGUGGAGGGAGGCGCUACCUUGGACAACAACCCAAACCUCAUCAAAACAAGCAUCAGGGUGCCUGCUAACGAUGAACCCCAUGGUGUCUUUUCCCUGGAUCCUGAGCAACAGUCUAUAGUGGUAGUGGGGUCAGGGUCUGAGGUCACUAGAGCGCUGAUUAUGAAUGUGACACGGCUCGCUGGGCUAUUUGGAAACACUAGUGUGGGCUAUAAGAUCAGUGGAAAGAUAGAUGAAGUGAUGGACAUGGAGGAGAUACUGGGAAGAAAAGCUGAAGGAAAGCUGUUAAUGAGAGAGGGCCAAACCUUCAGUACGAUCACUAUACCCUUCAGCAGCCAGGUAUUUCUUUCAGUGGGUGAGAGCUUCACAGCAGAGCUGACUGAUGUAAGACUAGUAGGUCCAAUCCUCGGCUCUCCGCCUCGCCUCCUAAAAGAGGCCAGUGUUGCUACAGUGACUGUUCCUGAAGAAGCUGCCAGCUCAGAGGUCGGCUUUGCCUCGCUUGCUUUGCAGGUUUCAAGCAUAGAAACCGGGACGUGUGAAGCACAAGUGACUCGCUCAGGGCUGUUUGGGGACAUAAGGGUGCAGUGGAAUGCUGGAUAUCCUUCAGGUCAGGCUCCACCUGGACUCCAACAGGGUGUGAUCAGACCAAAUUCAGGCUCACUGACCCUGGCCCAUGGGGAGAGGACUAAAGUCAUAUCACUGACAGCAGAUCCUGAUGCAUCUGGUGCAGCAUCCUAUGCCAUACACCUCACAGCUGCAACAACAAGCACAGCUGCUGGUGCUGGCACUGUCAGGCUCAGGUCAGGAUUUACAGUGGCAGAAGUAGAGCCUUUGGGAAUCUACCAGUUUGCCCCUGAUUCCCGCCAGCUAGUAAUCGCAGAGGACAUUCAGACCAUCACACUUUAUGUCCAGAGACUCUACGGUUCUCGUAGCAACGGCACCCGCCUGUCCUAUACGACGGUAUCAGGCAGCGCAGCAGCUGGAGAGGACUUUAUUGCAGUGCCAGAUGGCCGUUUGGUCUUUGACUCACCUCACCAAACCAACACUUCCUUCCGCCUCUCAAUACUUGACGACUCCCUCUCAGAAGCUGAUGAGUACUUUCACGUCAACCUUACAGAUGUUCGAGCUUUCACUCCAGAUUUAGCUUGGGCAGAUACCCCUCCUCGCCUCAACCCACAGCACAGUGUGGCCACUGUCACUAUCCUGGCUAGUGAUGUGACAGGAGGAGUGCUGAGUAUUGGACCUGGACUGGUUCAGGUAUCUGAGGACAGGGAUGAGGAGACUCAGCAGGAGAGGAGGGUGGUUCUGAGGGUCCGCAGGUCAGACAGUGGUGCGGGGGCUGUGAGGGUUCGGGUCCAAGCUUAUGGAGGUAUGUUUGCUUUGCUUACAGCACCUCCACCUUUCUCUCUGGAACCAGUCGGGGCUCUGGCAAAAGAGGAACAGGACUUCCGCCUUGAGUCCACAAUAGUGUCUCUACAGCCCGGUCAGAAUGAAGCAGAGGUUGUCCUCCUCAUCCUGGAUGACUCAGAGCCUGAGGGAGAAGAAGUGUUCUUCAUCUACCUCAGUGAUCCAGAGGGAGGAGCACAAAUCACUGACAGUCCACACCUGGGCUUUGGAGCUUUUACUAAGAUCACCAUCCUCGGAAGUGACUUCCAUAAUGGUAUUGUCGGGUUUAGUCUCAAUUCUCUGAUUGGCCAAGUUUUGAAUGAGGAUUCAGAGAACAGAACUGCUCUCCUCUAUCUGCAGAGACAAGAAAACAGAGCAUUUGAAGAUUUGCAAGUCUUCUGGAGGGCAACCUUCAGCAAGGCAGCUCUAACUCUUGAGAGCAAUGGUGUCAACCUAACCACAGAGCUUAUGCAGACCUCCGGAGCGACACUAUGUAAGAGAGGAGAGACAACCUGCGCUCUCAUUGUUGAGGUCCAGGAUGAUCAGGAACCAGAGCAGCAGGCAUGGUUUUUGGUAGAGAUUUAUCAGGUGGGUGCUGGAGCCACCAUUAAUGAGACCACCCGAUUUGCCAACAUCACCUUAGCAGAGAGUGAUGAUCCACGAGGAGUUGUGUACUUUGCUGUGGGCCACAGGCUGCCUGUUGCCACUCUGAUGACCACCAGGCUCAGUCUUCAGGUGUACAGAAGAGCAAGCACUGCCUCAGUCAUGUCUGUGCAAUAUCGCACACUGGAGCUCCCAGGGGAUGAGGCAGUGGGUCCCACUAUAAUCCACCCUGCUAAAGCAGGAAUGGACUACCCUAAACAGGAGGGUACGUUAACCUUCAAUGUGGGUCUUCGUAACGCAUCAUUGGACAUCAUCCUCACACCUGACCUCGCUUCAUCAUUGCCAACCCCAAAGCGCUUCCAGGUGGAGCUCUACAACGCCACAGGGGGAGCCAGAGUGCACCCUCAAUUUGGGCUGGCUAAUGUGACUCUGGUGUCAAACCCAGCAAGUGAAGCUGUGUGGGUCUUACUAGACCAAUUACACCAGCCUCUUAAUGUGAAUCUAUUGAACCUGGUUCUGCAAAGACUGAUCAAUACGAUUGCUACACCUGUCUCACGUGAGCAGAUGACUGCUGUGCUUGAAGCUUUGGAGAAGGUACUCGCAGAAGCAGAGAGGGCUUCUUUACAUCAAAGUAGCCGCAAUUUGACCUACGACCUGCUGUGUGCCUUGGCCAAUCCCAGCAGAGUCGACACCCGAGGCCUCAGCCACCUUGCUGAGGUAGCAGAAAGAUUUGCCUACUCCCUCCUCACAGGCAGCCAGUGUGAGAUAAGGGGUACUAUCCUGGAAACAUGCCCGUACAUGACCAUCUCUGCCUUCCAGUGGUACCCAACACAAAUCAAUGGACACAAAUUCAGGGGACAAAAUGCAGACUUCUUUCAGCUCCCUGAUCGCCUGCUGGCAGUACCAGCAGUGACGAUAGCUGACUGUGCCAACCUCAGCCGGAUUCAGCUGACUGAGUUUCGAACUGAGCACUGGUUUCUCACCAAUGAUACAACAACUGCUCUAAGUGGGAAGGUAUUCUCAGCCAGCCUCCAGGACAGAAGGUCACGACCCCUAGAAGACGGCAAUGAGGUGGUGUAUCGUAUCCACACCCCCGGACACCAAAUUAAACCAGGACGCUCUAUGUGCCUUCUCUGGAACCAGACCACUGCAAGCUGGUCAUCAGAUGGUCAGUACUGCAGGGUUGUGAAAGAGAGUGGGAGCUUUGUGGAAUGUGCCUGCUCCCACUUGUCUAUCUACACAGCCCACGCAGAGUUUGCCACCCUUGCAUCCUACAAUGAAGCCUUCUAUGCCUCUGGAUUUAUCUGCAUUUCAGGCUUUGCAUUGGCCAUAAUAUCCCAUGUGCUGUGCUCCCGUUUUCCUAUGUUUGCUGCCAAACUGCUCACUCACAUGAUGUUGGGCUGCCUUGGAACCCAGAUCUGCUUCCUGGUGUCGGCUUUCCGUGGCCGCAUGUUUUCAGAGGACAGCUGUGCUGCUUUGGCGCUAUUCUCUCACUAUUUCCACCUCAGUCAGUUCUUCUGGAUGCUCAUACAGGCGGUGAACUUCUGGCAAGUGUUGGUGAUGAAUGACGAGCACACAGAGCGUCGAUACCUGCUCUACUUCCUGUUGGGAUGGGGACUUCCUGCUCUGGUCAUCAUCAUCCUGGUCAUCGUCCUGCUUGGUGGCUUCGGAUGGUCAAUACACGCUGUUUAUGGGCUGGUGCAAGGAGAUGUGUGCUUCAUCCCAAACAUCUAUGCAGCUCUGUGCACGGCAGUGCUGGUGCCUCUCAUCUGUCUGGUGGCAGUGCUGGUUGUGUUCAUCCAUGCCUACCAGGUUACUCAGCAGUGGAAGGCCUACGACGACAUUUACCGUGGACGGACAAAUAGUGCAGAGGUGCCACUGGUCCUCUACCUGUUCCUGCUCAUCUCUCUGGUCUGGUUGUGGGCAGGACUGCAUAUGGGCUACAGGUACCUGUGGAUGCUCAUCCUCUAUGUCAUCUUUAACUGCUUCCUGGGCCUGUAUGUGUUUGCUGUGUACUUCGUCAUGCACAACCAGCUGUGUUGGCCUACCAAAGCUAGUUACACGGUAGAGAUGAGCGGCCAUGACAGUCCAAACUCAUCAUACCAGGGAGGGGGACCCACAACUGUUGGAGGCGACAUCAGCAAAUCAACUCAGAAUCUGAUCAGCGCCAUGGAGGAGGUGUCAGCAGACUGGGAGCGAGCGUCUCUGCGGCCCGGCAGUCAGCCCAGCAGUGUUUUUAAACCUAGUCCUGUGAUGGGAACGUACAGCACCGAGGGUGGCUUCAUCAACACAAACCUGGUCAUUGCAGAUGAAGAGUCGCAGGAGUUUGACGACCUCAUAUUUGCCUUAAAAACCGGGACCGGCCUUAAUGUGAGCGAUAAUGAGUCCAUCCCUGGAAGCCACGACGGAGGGAGUGUCACAAACUCCCAAAUAGUGGAGCUAAGGCGGAUCCCCAUUGCAGACACUCAUCUCUAACCUGUUCACCUCGCACAGACCCCUCUGUCCCACAUAUCAGUUCAGACUACAGCACAGUAUUUUUAUACGAUGAAAUGCUUUUGCACUAAAACAGUUUUUUGAAUAGAACAUUUUCUAAUAGAUGUUUCAUACUGUAUGUGAUUUUUACUGUACAUCUGUUUUUUAUAUAUAUAAAUGAACCUAUACAUAAAUGUUUUACUAAAUUAAUUUUUUUAAGUAACUGUUGGAGUUGUUUCUGAAUGUAUAUUUGGAUGUUUUUUUCUGUAGAGACCAAGCAGCUCAGCUGAACGACUGCUGCUGAGGAUGAUGUAACAUUGUUAAUAAAUGAUUGACAAUAUUUGA